Molecule: messenger RNA, 3285 nt
Organism: Plasmodium berghei ANKA
Lineage: Eukaryota; Apicomplexa; Aconoidasida; Haemosporida; Plasmodiidae
Product: aspartate--tRNA ligase, putative
Exons: 1
Coding region: 1-3285 (1094 amino acids)
Biological process (GO): aspartyl-tRNA aminoacylation
Cellular component (GO): cytoplasm; cytosol; aminoacyl-tRNA synthetase multienzyme complex
Molecular function (GO): RNA binding; aspartate-tRNA ligase activity; ATP binding
Source: RefSeq, a predicted model, not a curated record
AUGAAAUUUCCUAUUCGCAGGAAACACAAUAUACUAAAAAGAGCUAUUUGUUUGUUCCUUUAUAUUUUCUACUAUUUAAAUAUACUAAAUUUUGAAAAUAUUAUUAUAAGUUGUUAUAAUGUAAAAAGUCGAACAGAAUUUUAUAAAAAUAAAAAUACAAAAAAAUGUGUAAGUUUAUUUAUUGAUAAUACAAAAAAUGUAACUAGUAUAAGGAAAAGGAAUGCCUUUAAUUUGCUAAAUCACAAAAAUAAAAAAACAAAAUUAAAUUUUUUUAGUGAAAAUAAAAAGUAUUAUAAUAAAUCUACCAAAAUUCCCCUGAUUAAUAAAUAUUCAAAAAAAACAUAUUUUUUUACAUUCAAAAAAAAUGGCAAGCUCAAUUCUCAAAAUUAUCAUUCUCAAUUUUCGAAGGCAAACGAAAAUCCUAAAGAUAUGUCUGAAUUAGAAAAUAGAAAUAUAAAAGAAUCUUUUCCUAAUUCUAUUUUAAUAAGUUUGUCAGAAGUGUUUGAUUUUUCUAUUUUUUAUGGAACUGAAACAGAUAGGAAAUAUUACAAAUAUGAAGAUAUAAUAAAAUAUAUAGAGGGUACUAAAUGGGGUAACAAAUUUCUAGAAAAUAUAAAAAUAAAUAAUAAUUUAAGUAAAAAUUAUAAUAAAAGAAAAGAUAAUGAAGAAAUUUAUUUUGAUGAUAAACCAAUAUUAAUUAGAGGACGAAUAGAAAAAAAAGAUAAACAAUCACAACGAAUUAUUUUAUAUUUAAGACAGAAUAGUGGAUUAUAUAUUAUUUGCGUAUAUGAAAAAAAAAAAACUAGAAAUGAAAAUACUUCUAAAAUUAGUAAUACAAUAUCUAUUGAAAAUGGAGAAAAAGAUGAAAUGUAUACAUAUAUUAAAAAUAUAAAAAAUGAAACAGUUGUAGAUAUUAUAGGAAAUAUAAAAAUUAACAAAAAAUUAUAUAAACAUAAAAUACCACAUAUUGAAAGUAUAUAUAAUCAAAAGAGGAUAGAAAUACAAAUAAAAAAUAUUUAUAAAAUUUCAGAAUCUUAUUAUGUUCCCCCUAUAAUCCCUAAUGAUAUUCCUUUUCUUAGGACAAAUAUUUUAUGUAACGAUAAAGGUUAUUUCAAAACGAAGCAACCUUAUGAGCAUGGUGAAAAAGAAGAAAAUGAAAACAAAAAUAUUUAUGAACACAUAGAUAAACAAAUUCAAAGUAAUAUUCCACCUUCAUUUAUAAAUGAUAAUAUUAAAAAUAAUAAAAAUGAUUUUUCUAUUAAUAAUAAUUACCAAUCAGAUUUCCAAAAUGAGCAAGUAGUGUAUCCAAAUAUAAAAGAUAACAAUGAAAAUGUGGAAAGAAAUAAUGAAAAAAAUGAAAUCGAGUAUUCCGAAAAUGAUUACUUUUGUUUAAAUUAUAGAAAUUCGAUAAAUCAACUUAUUUUUAAUUUAAAAAAUUCAAUUAUAAAAAAAAUGAGACAAAUUUUAGAAGAAGAUAAAUAUAUAGAAGUAUUUACUCCUAAAUUAAUGAGAAUAGAUAAACCGCCAAAAAAUAAAAGCAAAAACAAAAACAACUUGCUUAACCAAAUUGAUGAUGUAAAUUGCUAUGAACAAACAGAAAUGAAUAAUAAUAUAAAUAAAAUUAAAGAAAGUAAUGAUAAAACAAAUUUAGAAAAUUUUCCAGAAUUAAAUGGAUCAGAAGGUGGAUCGAGUUGCUUCACGAUUGAAAAUGAAAAUAUAAUACUUGCCCAAAGUCCACAAUUUUAUAAACAAAUGAUAAUUAAUUAUGAUUAUGAAAAAAUAUUUGAAAUAAAUUAUUCAUAUCGAAAUGAAAAAUUUCAUAGCACUAAACAUUUAAAUGAAUUUUUAUCAUUGGACACUGAACAAGUUAUAUAUAAUAAUUAUUAUGAAAUAAUAAUAUAUAUUUAUAAUUUUUUAAAAAAAAUUGUUAAUUAUAUUAAUACAAAUUUUAUUCAAGAAAUUGCUUUAAUUAAUUUAAUUUAUGGAAAAAAAAAUUCACACACAUCGUUUGAGCCUACUAUGAUUACUGACACUCCAAUAGUUUUAACAUUUUGUGAAGCUCAUAAUAUAUUAAAAAAAUAUUAUUAUAUAAAAAAUGAUAUAAAAUUUUGUAAUAAUUGUAAAGAAAUUUCACAAAAUGGAUAUAUUUAUGAUAAACAAUAUAAAAUGUGUGUAAAAAUAUUAGAUGAAAAUGAAAAAAACCAAUUAAAAAAAAAUAUUAUUUUUGAGGAUUUUAAUAAAAAUAAACAAUUACAUAAUAUUUAUUAUAAUAAUAAAAUUGCAAAUAAUUACAAAGUUGAUAUAAAAAAUUGUGAAAAUAAUUACGAAACUAAUAUUUCUUAUCCUAAUAAUAUAAAUCAAAAUUUGCAUUCUCAAAUAGUUUAUUCAUUUUUGAACAAAAUUAACAAAAAUGAAAUUUACAAUGAUAUUCUCCAAUUUUACAAUAACAUAUAUGACGAAAUAAUAUCUACAUGUAAAGUAUGUCAAAAUAAUUUUUUUGAUAAACAAUUUACAUCAUCUUCUUCCUCUAGUCAUGUAAAAUUAAAUACAAUUACAAAUAUGAAAAUAUGUCAGUGCAUGCCAGAAAUUAAUAAUAAUAUUCAUGAUGAAAAAAAAAACCAAAAUAACAAUAGCCUCUUUGAUUUAAAUGAAAAUAGUUUUAGUAGUGAGCCCAAUGAAUAUUCCUAUUUUAGUGGAUUAAAGAAAUAUUUAGAAAAAAAUAUAAAUAUAAAAAUAAGCGUAAAAGAAAAAAAAGAAAUUAAAAAAUUAAAAAAAUUAUAUAUUUAUCAAAAAGAUUUUACAAAUGAUGAACUUAAUUAUUUAUAUUUAUUUAUAAAAUAUAAUUUUAAUACAGAUAUAUUUGUUAUAGAUCAAUAUCCAUUGCACAUCAGACCGUUUUAUAGUUUAAGCAACAUAUAUGAUUUACGAUUUACAAAUAGUUUUGAUUUUAUAUAUAAAGGGACUGAAAUUAUAUCAGGCAGCCAAAGAAUAAAUAAUUUGCCACUUUUAUUACUUCGUAUAUUAAAGGGAAAAAUAAAUAACAACAAAAAUAAGGAUACUGAAAUAGACAUAUCAUCUUAUUUACAAAUAAAUAAAACGAAUUUUAAUUUAUCAAAUUAUUUUGAUGAUUUACAAAAAUUAAUAAAUAAAAAUUCAACAUUAUAUAAAUAUAUUAAUUCAUUUGCUUAUUCUUCCAAACCACAUGGGGGAAUGGCUUUAGGUUUGGAUCGUUUUUUUAUGUUACUGCUAAAUUUAGCGAAUAUAAAAAAAUCAACUUAUUGUUAA